Sphenostylis stenocarpa is the source of this 513-nucleotide messenger RNA. The record is from the annotation of a GenBank genome assembly. NCBI's taxonomy places the organism in Eukaryota, Viridiplantae, Streptophyta, Magnoliopsida, Fabales, Fabaceae.
AUGAAGGAAAAUAAGAAAAGAGUUGCUUUCUGGAACUGCUUGAAAUUGGAUGAACAUUCUCUCACGGCUAUUGAGUUGAAUGCACAAAUUAACAUGAUGAAAUUUGCACACCAACACUUUUCCCUAUUUGGUGAUGCUCAAGGGAUUUAUGUGUAUCCCGGAAAAGUCUCAUUUGGGGGUGUGGUUAUGGAAUUUAAGAUUAGUACUGGGGAUGAAGGUGGUGAAGGUAGCAAUAUCAAUGUGUACAUGGACAGACCACGUCAUGGUAUUAAAUCAGAUCAUGUGUAUCUAAUGUACGACCAAGCAUGUUCUUGCUACCUUAAUGGUCGUGCCAAACAUCAGCCAAGGUUGAAAAUCAAGGUUGCAUUGGCAUCGCAAACGCUUACAUCCAAGUACGUACCGUUACAGUUAAGAGCCUUUGGCAUCAGCAUAAUCAAUACUACAGAAUACAUCAAUUUUGUUCAAAAAAUAGAAUUGGGUGAUAGAAUUCCAAAGGUCUCGAUUUUGUUUUAG